GCAGAGCUGGUGCUCCGGCUGGGCUGGCCGCCCGGGCCGCAGACUGGAGCCAAGCUGGGUCUGAGGACUGUUCGGCUGAGAGGCUGCUGGAAUGGAGAGCCCCCUGGCAGACUGUGCUCAGGGUGGGCAUUUCCAUGUGGUCACUCCUCUGCUGGAGAGCCGGGCACUAUCCCAGGUGGCAGGCACGACCGUCUUCCUCAAGUGUGAGAACGUGCAGCCGGCCGGCUCCUUCAAGAUCCGGGGCAUUGGGCAUUUCUGCCAGGAGGCGGUCAAGAAGGGAUGCAGACACUUGGUGUGCUCCUCAGGGGGCAACGCAGGCUUUGCUGCUGCUUAUGCCGCUCGGAAGCUGGGCAUCCCUGCCACCAUUGUGCUCCCUGAGGGCACCUCCCCUCACGUGGUGAGGAGGCUGCAGGGGGAGGGGGCUGAAGUCCAGCUGGCUGGAAAGGUCUGGGAUGAGGCCAGUCUGAAGGCGCAAGAGUUGGCCAAGAGGGACGGUUGGGUGAACGUCCCUCCGUUUGACCACCCCCUGAUCUGGGAAGGCCAUGCCAGCCUGGUGCGAGAGCUGAAGGCAGCACUGGGGACCCCACCGGGGGCCCUGGUGCUGGCAGUAGGCGGUGGAGGGCUCCUAGCUGGCGUGGCAGCUGGCCUCAUAGAGGUGGGCUGGAAGCAUGUGCCCAUCAUCACAGCAGAGACCCAAGGGGCAUACUGUUUCAAUGCAGCCAUCAAGGCAGGCAAGCUAGUCACACUGCCAGACAUCACCAGCGUGGCCAAGAGCCUGGGUGCCAAGACUGUGGCCAGGAGGGCCCUGGAGUGCACGAAGGAGCUGGAGAUCUUCUCUGAGGUAGUGGACGAUGCCCAGGCCGUGAGUGCUGUGCAGAAGUUCCUGGACGACGAGCGCAUGUUGGUGGAGCCUGCCUGCGGGGCAGCUCUGGCUGUCAUCUACUCAGGCCUCCUGGGGAGGCUCCAGGCUGAGGGCCGCCUGAGCCCCUCCCUGGCCUCGGUCGUGGUCAUUGUGUGUGGAGGCAACAACAUCAACAGUCAAGGGCUGCAGGCCCUGAAAGCCCAGCUGGGUCAGAGCUGAGGGCCCCUCCUCCGGACGGACACACCCGCAGGUGGCCGAGGGGCCUCUGGGCUCGUGGAUGGCGCAGCCGCCUCCUACAGGAAGCCCUCCUGCUCCCUGUGACUCCCCGCAGCCCUGGCCAAUAAACCCUUUCUGAGUUGAA
Molecule: messenger RNA, 1223 nt
Organism: Panthera uncia (snow leopard)
Lineage: Eukaryota; Metazoa; Chordata; Mammalia; Carnivora; Felidae
Gene: SDSL
Product: serine dehydratase like
Exons: 8
Coding region: 92-1081 (329 amino acids)
Biological process (GO): L-threonine catabolic process; L-serine catabolic process
Molecular function (GO): threonine deaminase activity; L-serine ammonia-lyase activity
Source: RefSeq, a predicted model, not a curated record